AUGCAAUAAGAAUAGGAAUAUCCUCAAAAAACAGCCAUAGCUCCUUAUUUAGCUUCUAAUUGCGUUGGAUAUCACAAGGAAUACCCGAAAUCUUUGUAUAAGCAAGUGUUUGAGCCUGACAUUAUAAUGAAACCAAAUUAUAAAGCCAUCAAAAUAUUUGAUCCUUAAGAACUUGUUAGACAUUUACAAAAGAAUUUUCCUUUAAUUAGGAAAAACAUAUUGUAGUUCGAAGAUUAGAUGAAAAAAUUAAAUCAAACCUUUGGACAUAUGAUCGUUAAUGGUAAGGCAUUUUGAAAUAUAUUAGGUUUUCAUAUUGAUGAUUUCUUGAAAAAAUUCUUUUUUGUAUUGGAUAAACGAUUGCAUAAGUUCUUUGAUCACCUUGAUUAGCAUGUUUUCAAAUUGGAUGGAAAAUAAGUAUAAGUACUAAUUCCAGGUGAUUACCGAAUUGGAGACACUCGACAGCAUAUUAGAUAAAAAUUAAUAGAUAUGUCAAACGAUCUUGUGACUAAGUUUGCUUCCAGAAAAACUCCACAAGAAUAUGAUAGAGAAGUUAUAAAAAAAAUUGAUCAAAUCCUCAGAGUCUAUGAAUUAUUGAAGUAUGAUUAAGGAUGGCAUUUUAUCAUUAAUAUCACUAAAUUUAAUCUAGAGGAUCUACUGGAGAGGGUUUGCAGCAAUGAACUCACCUAAUUUUAAAAAAUAGAUGAAUUGAUUGAAUCCAUGUUUCUUAUUUCAAUGAAAUAAAUUAAGGAUGCUACAGAACAUGAAAAUACAAGUCCACUCUUUGUUUUUAAUAAGGAUGUUGUGUUGUCUAAGUAAUUCUAUUAUUUUAUCCUCAAGAUUUCAUUCAAUUAUCAAUGAUAGAUCAGAUCCCUAAAUGUCCACUGAUGAUUUGUAUUACGUUAGUAAAACUGUGUGUAUGAGAGAUAGAAGAAUCAUUUACAACGAGUUUUAUAAUUAAAUUAAUAAGGAACUUAAAGAAAUUGCUCCUGAAUAUUUCUAAUUUGCUACAACAGAAAAAAGCGAAUAUUAGAAGAAAAGAGAGGAACUUCAUAAAAAAUUAUUAAAAACGUAAAACGAUUGGGAAUCUUUAAAGGAAGAUGAAAAUUACUAUCUAAUUUAAGAGGAUCGAAUCAAUGAAGAAGAUUUAAGAAAAGUUCCCUUGACAAGUGAGCAGUAGUUACAAUAGUUGUAAAAAUUAAAUCUCUUCGCAAAUAAAGCUUCCAAUCUAUAAUAUGAUGCAGUCAGUUUGUUUAAGGAAAUCUUGGAUCACAAAGAUGAGUCAAAAGUCUUAAUUGAAACCAAACUCUAAGAGGCUUUGGAUAAGGCAAAAUAAUAUUAUACCAAAAUGACACCUGGCAGAACGCCAUCCUCAAAUUAAAUUAAAUAACACGUAGACAGUCUUUAUAGUGAAUUAACUAAUUUAUUAAACUCAGAUAUCUCUAAGUUUUAAGGAUAAAUGUCAUAAACUGAUAAAUCUGUUGAACAAUAACUUGCUAAAAACAAACAAAAUCCUUAUUUAUAAUAAGUAUAAAAAGAACUUCAAAAGUAACAACAUGUUAGAGAUCACAUGUAAAAAGAACAAGAAAAUGAAAUGAAAAGAAGAUCUGAAUUAGUCAACGAUUAGAUUGAUUUGAUGAUAAGAUAAUAGCAAUAGCGAGAGCUCUUUAAAGAAAAUUAAUCAACGAGACCAACUUAACCUGUAAAUACUGGUAAAAUCAUGGAAGGUAGUUCUAUUACAAAUGAACUUUAUUAUUAAAAAGUAGUUGCAAACUAUCCAAAACCGCAGGCCGAUUAAGGUAAAUAUGAAAAAAUAAUAAAUAACAACUAUGCUGAAUAAAUUCAUAGCUUGAAUAGAGGGGUCUAUAUUGGCUAGACGCCAGAACAUUAUGUUGAUAUAAUUUUGGGCCCAACAAAGUUGAGAGAGGAGCAAAAAAAACCAGAUCCUAGACAUUAACCAUCUAAGGAUCCGCCUAUAAAACUAGAACCACCUAAAGAUGUCUAAAAACCAGAACCAUCUAAAAAGCCUGAACCUCCUAAAUAAGAUCCACCCAAAAAGUCUGAUCCUCCUCCUAAAGAAACCCAAAAACCAGAACCGACUAAAAAGCAAGAACCUCCCAAAGACCCCCCUAAAAAAAACGAUGCUCCUCCUAAAGAAACCUAAAAGCCAGAACCACCUAAAAAGCAAGAACCUCCCAAAGCACCUCCUAAUAAAGUCGAUCCUCCUCCUAAAGAAAUCUAAAAGCCAGAACCACCUAAAAAGCCAGAACCUCCCAAAGACCCUCCUAAAAAAGUCGAUCCUCCUCCUAAAGAAACCUAAAAGCCAGAACCACCUAAAAAGCCAGAACCUCCCAAAGACCCUCCUAAAAAACAAGAUGCUCCUCCUAAAGAAAUCUAAAAGCCAGAACCACCUAAAAAGCCAGAACCUCCCAAAGACCCUCCUAAAAAAAACGAUGCUCCUCCUAAAGAAAUCUAAAAGCCAGAACCGCCUAAAAAGCAAGAACCUCCCAAAGCACCCGAUCCUCCUCCUAAAGAAAUCUAAAAACCUGAACCACCUAAAAAGCCAGAACCUCCCAAAGACCCUCCUAAAAAACAAGAUGCUCCUCCUAAAGAAAUCUAAAAGUAAGAACCGCCUAAAAGCAAGAACCUCCCAAAGACCCUCCUAAAAAACAAGAUGCUCCUCCUAAAGAAAUCUAAAAGCCAGAACCGCCUAAAAAGCAAGAACCUCCAAAAGACCCUCCUAAAAAAAACGAUGCUCCUCCUAAAGAAAUCCAAAAACCAGCACACCCCGAAAAAACUGAUCCUCCUUAAAAAAAGCCUGAAA
Molecule: messenger RNA, 2821 nt
Organism: Paramecium octaurelia
Lineage: Eukaryota; Ciliophora; Oligohymenophorea; Peniculida; Parameciidae
Source: the annotation of a GenBank genome assembly